Messenger RNA from Podarcis muralis (Common wall lizard), 2747 nucleotides. RefSeq names its product signal transducer and activator of transcription 2 (gene STAT2). The record is from RefSeq and is a predicted model, not a curated record. Gene Ontology annotation, molecular function: DNA binding; DNA-binding transcription factor activity. Lineage: Eukaryota; Metazoa; Chordata; Lepidosauria; Squamata; Lacertidae. Gene Ontology annotation, biological process: signal transduction; regulation of DNA-templated transcription.
CAAGCACAACCUGCGCCGCUCCAAACUCAACUACAGGCCAAGUAUCAAGAUCAUCCAGAGCAACUGGCCAACUUCAUCGAUGGCUUGCUGAGAGAAGAGCAAGGGAUCCUCGCAGAAGCCUUGGCCGGGUCGCGGGCACGGGUGGAACCACCCCCCAGUGCCUCUGUGGUCCUCAACCCACAUCACAACAUUGAGAGCCGGCUCAUGGAUAUGCGAAGGGCGAUUCAGGGUCUGAAAUGUUCCGUAGGCCACCUUGAAGAUCUGCAGGAUGCCUUUGACUUCCGUUACAAGACGCACCAGAUGUUGGGAAGUACGCCCACUCCUGAGGCUGCAGCCCAAAGAACACGGGCGUUGCAGGACAUGGUGAAUAAUGUGAACCGUUGCCGCAAAGAACUCUUGGAUCGGAUCAACGAACUGCUAGGCCGCUCCGAUACCCUGAGGGACUUUCUGCUGGCAGAGCUAGCAGUGUGGCAAGAUUGCCAGCGGCGGGCGUGUAUUGGGGACAAUUGUGACACCAGCUUGACAGAACUGGAGAAGUGGUUCACCGGGAGUGCUGAGAACCUCUUCCAUUUGUUGCUGCUGCUUCGCACCCUGGAGGAGCUGCGCCAGAAGGUGUCCUAUGAAGGAGAUCCCCUGCGGGUCCAGUUGCCCCAGCAGGAGAAGCGGCUGAAAGAGCAAAUUGCCAGUCUUUUGAAAAGUGCAUUUGUGGUGGAGAUUCAGCCUUCCAUGCCAUUGCCCAACCGCCGGCCUCUGGUGCUGAGAACCAGCAACAAGUUCUCUGUCCGUGCCAGGCUCCUGGUGAAGCUGCUGGAUCGAAACCACCCGAUGGAAGUGAAGAUUGAGAUCGACCGGAACGCUGCUAAUUUGGAAAGGUUUCGGAGGUUCAACAUCUUGUCGUCAACCACCAAAACCAUGGUGAUGGACCGGCCCCAGGUGGGGCUCAUCUGUGACUUCAAGUACAUUAUGCUGAAGGAGCAGAAAAGCGGUUUGGGCAAAGGCAAGGGCAGCAAAGGCCUCAGUGAGGGAUUGUUGCCUGUCACAGAGGAGCUCCACACCAUCACUUUCAUCCUGGACUAUUGCUACCAAGAUUUUACCUGUCAGCUGCAGACAUCCACUUUGCCAGUGGUGGUCAUCUCUAAUACCAACCAGAUGUCCAGUGCUUGGGCCUCUAUCUUAUGGUACCUCAUGUUCAGUCCAAACCCAACGAACCAGCUAUUUUUCUGCAAUCCACCUGCUGCCACCUGGGACCAGCUGUCCCCAGUCCUGAGCUGGCAAUUCUUGGCUGCUACUGACCGAGGCCUAAACGCAGAUCAACUCAAGAUGCUGAGAGAAAAACUCUGUGGACCAAAUGCGACAUCGCAGAGCACAGUCGCCUGGGCACAGUUUGCCAAGCCUACUUCGUACGCUUUCUCCUUCUGGACCUGGAUUGAUGGGAUCUUACUCCUGAUUAAGGAGCACCUCCUGCAACUCUGGAACAACGAUCUCAUCAUGGGGUUCGUGAGCCGCAAGCGGGAGAGGAGUUUGCUGAAGAAGAAGAGGGCAGGCACCUUCCUGCUGCGCUUCAGUGAGAGCACCGCCAGUGGGGGCAUCACCUUUACCUGGGUGGACUUCGACGACACAGGUUCCCCCAGAUUCCAGUCAGUGGAGCCCUACACCUGCGUCGAGCUCAAGUCCCUGGCGCUGCCAGACAUCAUCCAUGACUAUCACUUCCUGGCUAUGGAGCAAAAAUCUGAGAAUCCACUGAAGUACCUCUAUCCUGACACGCCCCGGGAUACAGCUUUUUCUCCUUACUAUAGCGAACGCCGGGAAGCGGACCUGACAGAAGAGAGACGCUACUUGAACCGCCGCCUGAUCAGAGUCUCGUCUCAGCAGCCAGAAGAGGCCCAGGUUCCCAGGCCGGAUGGUUUGGCCCUUGCAGAUGAUGAGCCCUUGAACCACGAUCUGGCGGGAUUGGAGCACUGCGUUGAAGUUCCCAGGCUGAAUGGUUUGGCCCUUGUAGAUGAUGAGCACUUGAACCACGAUCUGGCGGGAUUGGAGCAGGGCGUUCAAGCUCCCUGGCUGAAUGGUUUGGCCCUUGCAGACAAUGAGCACUUGAACAGUGAUUUGGCGGGCUUGGCACGCGGCCUGCAAUGCCUUCUGUCCGACAGGCAAGAUCCUUUCCUCCCACUGCCGGGUGAUGAUCAGCAGUUGCUACCGCCGCCCAUUCGUCUGUUUGAGGCACCUGAUGAGAUCCCGGAACUGAAUGUGAUGCCUCAUGAGAUCCCAGAGCUGAACGUGACGGCUGGUGAGAUCCCAGAGCUGAAUGUCGAUGAAAGCGAUUUUCAAUAGGCUCCCAUGUACCGUCACUGCUCCCCACUUCGAUACGACAGGCUGGCAUCUUCUUGGAAAUAAAAGCAGGUCCACCAGAGGAGGGUUGAUGGCGAUGGUGUGAUGAUUUCUGGCAAGAUGGAGGCCUAAAACUGUGGCUCUGCUCCCUUCUGACUGCCUACUGUCUUCCUUGUGCCCCCCGCCAUGGAGCAUGGCUUUCUUAUUAAUCAAUUCAAAGAGGAUGCUGAACCAGUUUUGAACUUGCUCUUGAGUGUUCUGAUCGAGAGAGAGGCUGGAGACUGGGAAUGCCUGAAAAUGGGUGCGUAGGCAAUGAGAGUUCUGCUAGUUUGGGUUUUAGGUAUUUGUGGGCUACCAUGCUUGCCCUUCCCAUGUGCGGCUGCCAGCUCAACCUGUAUAUUUGUAAAUAAAUAUGUCCUGUC